Molecule: messenger RNA, 484 nt
Organism: Racocetra fulgida
Lineage: Eukaryota; Fungi; Glomeromycota; Glomeromycetes; Diversisporales; Gigasporaceae
Source: the annotation of a GenBank genome assembly
AUGCUUCCAGCGGCAUUUGCGGCUUUGAAUAAUCCAUGCCUUCAGGCACCGUGGGCAGCUUAUGGUGCUUGGCCAGGUGCAAUCGCAAUGAUGGCAGCAUUAUUCGUCUUUUUUACUGAAUACAUCGCGUUAAAAAUGGCUGCCAGGAUGGAUGAAGCGAAUAAAGAAGAAACUCGUGAGGCCUCCGAAAAACAGGAUGAAAAUGAACAUCUUCAUCACCAGGCUCAUACUGCUUUAAGCUCCCGUGCUCAAAUAAUAGGUUUCUUUGUUCAUGAAUCCUACAAUCCUAAUUCUGAAACCGCGCUUAUCGUACAAGGAAUUUUUGAUUCGAUCUCUGCUGGAAUUCUUUUAUAUGCCGCUUUGGUUGAACUUAUUGCCAAUGACUUCAUUUAUGACCAGGAUUUUCAAAAUAAAACUCCUAGAAACAAUCAAAUUGCCGCUUUCUCCUGCUUAAUUGUUGGUGCUGGUAUUAUGGCUGCGAUUG